AUGCUGCCCAGCGCCGUGGCGGCCCACGCCGGCGCGUACUGGGACGCGGUGGCCUCCUCGGCGCUCCUCAGCCUCCCCGCGGCGCCGGGCUUCGGCCACCUGGGCAAGAGUUUCCUGAUCGAGAACUUGCUGCGCGUCGGCGGCGCCCCGGCGCACGGGCUGCAGCCGCCGCCGCCCCACGGCCCGGCCGCCGCCGUGGCCACUGCCGCCGCCGGCGCUCCGAGGGCCCUGCCCGCCAGCCCAGUGCCGCUGAAGCUGUGCCCCGCCGGGGCGCCCUACGGCCCGCGCUGGGCCUUUCCGGGGCUCAGCCCGUCCGCGGACGGCGUGAGGCUGCCGGGCCGGGCUCCGGGGGACCGAGACGGCGCCUUCCAGCCUUCAGCGCCAGCGCCCGCCAAGCCCCUGCUCGUGAGCGCCCCGGCCUUCUACUCGGCCUGCUGCGGGGGGUCCUGCCGGCGCCCCGCGCCCGCCGCCGCCUUCCCAAGAGAGGAGAACGUGCUGCCAGUCCUGACGCAGGACUCCAACUCCAAAGCCCGCAGGGGCAUUUUAAGAAGAGCUGUCUUUUCUGAGGACCAGAGGAAGGCCCUGGAGAAGAUGUUCCAGAAGCAGAAAUACAUCAGCAAAACUGACCGGAAAAAGCUGGCUGCCACCUUGGGGCUCAAGGAGUCACAGGUGAAAAUUUGGUUUCAGAACAGAAGGAUGAAGUGGCGGAAUUCCAAGGAGAAGGAAGUGCUCUCCAACAGAGGCGUCCAGGAAGCGGGCCCGCAGGAGGACGCCCUCCCGCCCUCCGUCCUGGCUUUCCCUCCUCCGUGUGCCUCCCUGUGGGAUGUCUCCCAGCGGCACUGCCCUGCGGCGUGGAGGGGGGGCUCCCCAGAAUCUGCGGAGAGACUAAUCCAGGAGAACACCGGGGUGCCUACCCAGGAAGUGAGUUCCCUGCCAGACGCCUUGUGCUUGUGUCCCCAGGAAGAGACUGGACACAAGGGCGUGCUUGCCGGAGUCAUGUGAGCGGGACACUCACUAAUCACGUGUGGACCCUAACACAGCUAGUAUGUCCUCACCAGUGCCUAAAACCUAAUGCCUUCGGAAUGACGUGUGGUCUGAUGCCUUAGGAACCCUGCCCCAGUGUUCCCUUGUUUGACCCUAGACUCAGGCUUAAUUUGUAAGUGAAAUAGAAUCUCCCAGGAGGAAUGAAGGACUGAAAGAGGAAGAGCAGUGGCCGGCGAGUCCCUGCGGGGAGCGUGUGUACAUAUGUGCGUGUGUCUCUGUGUGUAUAUAAGUAUUCAUUAAACAUACU
Molecule: messenger RNA, 1291 nt
Organism: Lepus europaeus (European hare)
Lineage: Eukaryota; Metazoa; Chordata; Mammalia; Lagomorpha; Leporidae
Gene: DBX2
Product: developing brain homeobox 2
Exons: 4
Coding region: 1-1002 (333 amino acids)
Biological process (GO): regulation of transcription by RNA polymerase II
Molecular function (GO): DNA-binding transcription factor activity, RNA polymerase II-specific; DNA binding
Source: RefSeq, a predicted model, not a curated record